Plasmodium yoelii is the source of this 510-nucleotide messenger RNA. RefSeq names its product circumsporozoite-related antigen. Lineage: Eukaryota; Apicomplexa; Aconoidasida; Haemosporida; Plasmodiidae. Bases 1 to 510 code for a protein of 169 amino acids. The transcript is spliced from 2 exons. The record is from RefSeq and is a predicted model, not a curated record.
AUGAAAAUCAAUAUAGCUUCAAUUAUUUUUAUUAUCUUUUCUCUUUGCCUUGUUAAUGAUGCUUAUGGAAAAAACAAGUAUGGUAAAAAUGGCAAAUAUGGCUCCCAAAAUGUUAUUAAGAAACACGGAGAACCCGUAAUUAAUGUACAAGACUUAAUUAGCGACAUGGUUAGGAAAGAAGAAGAAAUUGUUAAAUUGACAAAAAAUAAAAAAUCUUUAAGAAAAAUAAACGUAGCUCUUGCCACAGCAUUAAGUGUUGUAUCAGCAAUAUUACUUGGAGGUGCUGGAUUAGUUAUGUACAAUACUGAAAAGGGAAGACGCCCAUUUCAAAUUGGCAAAUCAAAAAAGGGAGGAUCUGCAAUGGCUCGAGACUCUUCCUUUCCAAUGAAUGAGGAAUCACCCUUAGGUUUUUCACCCGAAGAAAUGGAAGCAGUUGCUUCUAAGUUCAGAGAAAGUAUGUUAAAAGAUGGAGUGCCUGCACCAUCUAACACCCCAAAUGUUCAAAACUGA